AAUAAUAACAAUCACACAUGGCCACCAGCGUGCAACGGCCCAUUUAUUAAUUCACUUUUUUAAUUGAAAUUUAGGCCUAUUAAAAGCCCUAGGUUUGUGAAAUGUUAUGUGGCCUUGAGUGGACUACUAAAAGGCUUAGGAUAAAUGGAAUACUUGUGGAAGGGUGGGCUUUACUCAAAACAGAUGUGCACUUCAUUAAUCCGUAAUUUUGAUAGCAUGUUUAAAAAUGUAAAUGGUUUUGAAAUAAAAUGUUAAAUCUUAUUUAUUUUGUGCCGGCAAAGUUUCAAAUAAUACAUCUGUAGAUUAUUAUUGCUGUAAAAUGGUGUGAACUUACAAUUUAUAAAUAUGAGUUUUCCGAAAGAAUUGUUUAAUUGGAAACGUCUAUUCCCUUUUCCCUCUGUACUAAGCAUUGUUUCGGGUUGCAUUAGUUAAUGAAAGCGUGAAUAAUGAUAGCAAAGCAUGCUAUGGAGACGCUGGUGGCCGACCAGAACGUCGAGACAUCACAGGCAGGAGGGGAACAGUCAUCCAGCGCACAGAAUGAUGGUGGAGCCCGCUCUACAGGAGCACAGGUCCGAGCCAAUGGGACUGUGGUCCUUGCCUCCCCUGCCCAGGUGAAGCAUAAUACACAGGCUAUUGCAGUUCCCCAGGCAGGUGGAGGAGUGUCCAUUGUUCAUGUAGCCAUUCCUAAUCAGCCUGUGCAUGUCCAGUCUGUUAUACAGCCAGGACCCAACCAGCAAUCAGUCAUACAGGCACCAGGUGGUGCCACAUUGCAGUCUGUUCAGCUUCCAAAGAAUGUAAUUUUACUGAAUAAAUUAACUGGAGCUGGUUCUGUGAUUCAUAGUACUGACGGUGAUGCCAGUGUUCAUCCUGUACAGUUAAUAACAACUGCAAAGGAUGAGGACGGCGGCACUGUAACAUUAGUAACACCCUCUGAGGACCCCAAGAAGCGUCGUGAAAUCCUAGCACGAAGGCCUUCUUAUCGUAAAAUCUUGAACGAACUGUCUGCUACAGACGGUGGUGGCACUGCUGUGCUGAAGGAAGAGGAACCCCACAGCCUUACACAGGACGCCACCCAGGAACAGGAAGCCAGCACUAUUACAGUGGGUGGAAACCAAUAUUCCACAACUGGACUACUCAAAGCUAUUCAACUAGCAACUGGCAGCCAAGAUAGUGGUAUUCAAGGUCUACAGACCUUAACAAUGACCAAUACAGGGGGUGGUACAGCCAGCGCUAUCGUCCAGUACACCCAAGGCCAAGAUGGACAGUUUUUUGUUCCAGUGACAGUAUCUGCUGCGGACCUGCAGGCGUACCAGAUCCGUGCAUCAACGCCCACAGGGGGCCUCUCCCAGGGCAGCCUCCAAACCAUCCAGAAUCCCCAACAACUGGCAGAGGAGGCUUCUCGUAAGAGGGAGCUCAGGCUCCUCAAAAACAGAGAAGCAGCCAAAGAAUGUCGAAGGAAGAAAAAAGAGUACAUCAAAUGUUUGGAGAAUCGUGUUGCUGUACUGGAGAACCAGAAUAAGGCGCUCAUUGAAGAGCUCAAAUCCCUCAAAGAGCUCUAUUGCCAAAAGAAUGAAUGAGUGUCUCUUGAGAAUAGCAGCUCUGGAGCAGACUUUUAACAGAACAAAACAACUCAGUGAGCGGUGCGGUUUCCUUAGUUCGAAAUUUAUUUUUAGUGCAUCGUUCAUCUGAGUCCUAUUUUCUCCCGUUUUGUUCCAAUGGGUCGAUGUAAAAAGAUAUGUGGAUAUUAUGUACAUAUUUGCAUUUGUCAUUUUUGUACAUGAAUCAGAAAAAAAGAAAACUAUUUUUUUGUCAUUAAGAAUUUUAUAUGAUACAGUGAAUGUCAUAAUGUUACUUCUUGAACCUGUUAUAAUACUCUAUGUAGAUUUACAUCUAUUAUUUCAGUUGAAUAUUUUUGGACUUGUUGACAUCUUUUUUCUUCUCAGCUUUAAAUGCAUUGUAUAUGCCAAUCUAUUACUAGAGAUAUUAUUUAUCAUAUUGUUUCUUAUCAUGUUUUGGUUUUUAAUUGUCUUCAUUUUGUAUUUAAGCAGAAAAAGUUUAUCAAGUUUUUGCAUUUUAUUUAAUGUUUUUUUCCAAUAAAGAUGCUCUAAAGUAUUUGUCAUUAAUAUAUUAUGUGUAAGCUAUAUUUCAUUGUUUUGAAUUAUAAUUCUUUUUUUACAAAAUUAUCCGUGCCUACAGAAGUUAAUUUGUUUUCUUAUGUAAAUAAAAUUAUUAAAGAAUCAUGGAAUUCUUAUAAACAUAGAUGAAAAAAAGUUAUAAAUACCCAGUGCCAAUAAUCUUGUUUUCAAUUCUUUUUUUUAAAAUUAAUUUUAUUAGGAAAUAAGCCCCAAGAUCAAUGGAAGAAAUGCAUUAUUUGGCUUUGGCCCAAGUAGAAGAUAAAUUCUUAACCAGAAUUGCAUUUUAAUUUUUAAUAUGAAUAAUUUAGUUUUUUAAUGCUCUUUUAUAAUUUCAAAGGCUCACUAAUUUUAUUUCAAUACUAAAUAUAUUAUCUAGAUAUUAUUGUGUAUUUUUGUACAUGAAAAAAUAUAACAAUAUUUGAAGAAGUUUUCCUAAAAUUUAUUGAAAUUACCAAAUAGUCACCUGUUUGUUUAACUUUGAAAAUAAAUUGCUUUGUAAUUAAAUUUUUGUUGAAAUUUCAGGUUAGCUUCCACUGUGAUACAACAGAUUGUGUGUGCCAUAUGUUUUUGAACAAUCAUUAUUCUAUUUUUCUGCUGUUUGUAUAAAUUCUCAAAAGUAUUUUUUUUUUAUUAAUAA
Argiope bruennichi is the source of this 2772-nucleotide messenger RNA. Its product is annotated as cyclic AMP-dependent transcription factor ATF-1-like. Gene Ontology annotation, biological process: regulation of transcription by RNA polymerase II. Gene Ontology annotation, cellular component: transcription regulator complex; nucleus. Gene Ontology annotation, molecular function: protein binding; DNA-binding transcription factor activity, RNA polymerase II-specific; RNA polymerase II cis-regulatory region sequence-specific DNA binding. The transcript is spliced from 9 exons. The record is from RefSeq and is a predicted model, not a curated record. Bases 447 to 1577 code for a protein of 376 amino acids. NCBI's taxonomy places the organism in Eukaryota, Metazoa, Arthropoda, Arachnida, Araneae, Araneidae.